Messenger RNA from Paramisgurnus dabryanus, 2891 nucleotides. NCBI's taxonomy places the organism in Eukaryota, Metazoa, Chordata, Actinopteri, Cypriniformes, Cobitidae. The record is from RefSeq and is a predicted model, not a curated record.
UUUAUUUCUUUGGGAAUAGAGACAGAUUUGACACAUUUUAAUCCUGAAGGUAUACACUCGGUUGAUCGUGGAAAGCUAAAGCAGUGUUUUUCCGAGAGAAACGUGUAUUUCCGGGCGGGUAACUUGAAUCGCUUUUGGAGUCUUGAAUAUUUUAUAAACACGAAUGCAGCUCAGAUAUAGAUUAUGUCUCUGCUUCAUGCUAUUGAUGAAGCCAUCAAAAUGUGCAAAGCUGAAGAGUCAAGACUGACAGAAAACAUCAGACAGUCCAAGGACCUUUUACGCUCAAUGAGAACCUGUGUGACGGACAUCAGUGGGUUGGAUCAUGCAGCUGCCAUCAGUACCAAAGACGAUGUUGCACCUAAAGAACAACACGAAAUCGAACUGCUGGAUAAAGUUUUAAAGAUAGCCCUGAAGAUUCGCAGCGCGUCUGAAGGUCAUAAGGAACUUUGCUCUGACGGUGACAUCAAAACGCUUCCUAAUGACAGCAGAAACAAAUCAGUCAUUAAUCAUAAAGACGAAAAUAAAAGAAAACCCGCUCAACGUGUGCGAUCAACUGGAAGCAGUGUUAAUUCUGGAGGGAUAUUUACACGGCCGGUUUCAGUUCAGAAAGCUGGUAUGGCUUUCGCAGGAAAGCAGUCGGCUCAGAAGAAGAUCUCUUCCACAGGAUCCCAGCAAACGAUCUGUGUUGAAACCACUAAUGCUAAAGAGCCACUGACAGAUCAGUCAAUGAAGGUGUCCUGCCAGCGUCUUUGUGAAGAUGUGCCUGUGUCCACAACAGGAACUUCACAAUCUAAUGAACAAUGGAUACAGUCUCCUUUAUUACCAGUUUGGCGAUCACAAAGAACUAAACAGAUCAGGUUGUGCAAUAAAGUACUAACUCAUCAGUCCAAGUCUGUACCAGAGAGAGAUCAUUUUACUGAGAGACUCCGCUCAACUUUUUCAUCAGAAUGGCCAUCUGGAUGUCCUGCAGAUAUCAAAGCAAAGCUGGACGUACUCACGCGGCGUUGUCUGGACCUGACGCACUGCGUUCAUGCCGAACUGAGCCGGCGUACUGAUCAGGGCUGCCCAGCGGGAUCACAGCCAGGUUCGUCGGGUGAGAAAUGGUUUGAGUCUUCACUGAUGCUUCAAGGUCUGGAGAAGAUGACUGAAGAACUACUAGCAUGUACUGAUGGUCUGAAGAAAGACUGGGAGAUGUGGAACAAGUGUCAGUCGGAAACUCUUUGUCCUGUCCGGAGAAAAGGGGAAUGGGGUGAUCCAGACUGUCCUUGUCUGCCGCCCGUCCUGUCUUACACCAGUGAAACUGAACUGAGACAACUGGAAACCCAAAGACUUCAAGUGGAACAACUACAGCAGGCUGUCAGCCUUCAACAGGCAAUGUCUGAUAAUCUUGCAUCAUACUGGACCAUGAUGGAUUCUGGUCCGGAGCGGCCCAGUGCUGUGGUUUUGCGUGGCCUGUACUCGCUGCUGGCAGAGGGAGGGCUGCAGUUCCCAUCACUGGUUUUGGACUCUGAAUGAGCAAAAAUGACUUUAUUAGGGUAAUACACUUACAAUUCACAGAGCUCCGCAGGAAUAAUAAACCAUAUGCAGAUGACGGAUCCGUUAGUAUUUUCAUGUCGAGUGUAUUCUGUGUGAACCUUUGACUCAAAUGAUUAUCAGUCAUGUGAUUUGAGUAAAUUAUGAGGAAGUGCAGCUGGGCUUUAGAAAUGGGAAUAAAGCUUCCAGCUGAUUACUCUCAUGCGCAAUGAGUCAGGAUUUUAUUUAAUCCGAACACAUUAUCAUUUAUUUGGGUCUCUGCAGAGGUCUUCCUGUUUGAAUUCAACUACUUUGAGCUUCACAAAUCAAACCACUUGAAUACCAAUGCAGUGGUAAUACAUUCAGUGUGAUGCCUGUAGAGAUGUGUUUGUGCCAGCAGAGGGCUGUGUGUUAUUUAUGCUGCUCUGAAUGUGUUACAAGAGAAAUAGAUGCAGAUCAUGGGUUAAGUAAAUUAACUUUAUUUCCCUUGUAGGGUUCAUUUGUUCGCAAUUUAAGGUUAAAAUGCAUCGUUUACUUACUCGCUGUAGUCCAAGUCUUCUGAUGACUUCAGCAAACCAAUUGGAACCAGAUGUUGUUCAUUGCUUUAUCUUUGAUCCGGUUGCAGUUUCACUUGUGUAAGCUCACAAAGAGUUUGGUGUUUAUGGGAGUCACAACAGCUUUCGACAAUCAGAAAAAUUUGUAGUUGUCAACCAAAUUAUAGAUAAAUGGAUUUAGUGUGUACAUAAUUAAACUAAACACAGAGUUCAUUUCCAAACCCACACUCAUAAAAAUAAAGGUUUUAAAAAGAGGCUUCACGGUCAUGGCAUAGGAAAAUCACUUUGGGUUCACCAAAGGACCUUUUAAGUCUAACUUUCUUAAAGGAUUACUCCACUUUCAUAAAAAAAUCCUGAUAAUUUACUCACCCCAUGUCAUCCAAGAUGUUGAUGUCUUUCUUUGUUCAGUUGAGAAGAAAUUCAUUUUUUUUUUAAGAAAACAUUCCAGGAUUUUUUUGUAUGGUGGAGUUUUAAUGCAGCUUUAAAGGGCUCUAAACAAUCCCAACGGAGGCUAGCAAAACCAUCGUCAUUUUCGACAAACAAAUAAAAAAGUACUUUUCUACCACAACUUCUCGUCUUGCACUAGCCAACGCAACCUUACAUAUUACGUAAUCAUGUUCAAAGGUCACACGUUACAUAUUUUUUCAGAAAAUGACGAUCGUUUCGCUAGAUAAGACCCUUAUAAUGGGGCUUUCACACAGGACGCGAUGUGCGCUGCACUAUUUUAAUGGCUCAAUCAAAGUUCAAAAUAGUUUACUUUUGAGCUGUGCUUUGUGACGAUUACACGUGCGGCCAAUAGAAACGGGGCAUCCAAACAAAGCGCAG